UGCUGAGCUCGGACGUGCGAUUUUUCCCCUGGGUAUCCUGUUCUUCCUUUUCUCAUUGCUGUGAGAUUGGCUCAUCAGACCUAAGUCUGCCUUUCAGAGGGCGCUGGGGUGACUAGCCGCCUGAAUCAUCUUCGGACACUGUUGGCCGGGACCCGUAGGGUUUUUCCAGAAUCUCACAAUCAGACCAUUGAAGACUUGGUUUUAAUCUGAUCAGAUCUCUGUUGUUUGGGAAUUCUCUUAGCUUCUGCUUAGGGUCUGGAGUUCUCAGAAGGUUCUGGUUUGUUCCUGGAUCGUUGCCUCAUCAGAGAGACCUCUGACCCCGCAAUGGGUGACGGGUGACGGCAUGUUUGCCGAGCAGGCGCUCCGCCAGGGCAUUUCUCUCACAACUUCCCCUCCCACGCGUUGAUGUGAGAACGUGAGCAAAUACCAAACAGGGAGCGAUGGAGACCCUGAAAGACAAAACCCUGCAGGAGCUGGAGGAGAUGCAAAACGACCCGGAGGCCAUCGACCGGCUGGCCCAGGAGGCCCCUGAGGUCCAGGACCUGCAGCUGGAGCGGGAGAUGGCGCUGGCCACCAACCGCAGCCUGGCCGAGCGGAACCUGGAGUUCCAGGGCCCCCUGGAGAUCAGCCGCUCGAAUCUCUCGGACAAGUACCAGGAGCUCCGGAAGCUUGUGGAGCGGUGCCAGGAGCAGAAGGCCAAGCUGGGUAGGGAGGCUGACGGAGCGGCCUGGUCAGGGAGGGCCUGGGCGAGCUGCUGGGUCCCGGUCAGGGAGGGCCUGGGCGAGCUGCUGGGUCCCGGUCAGGGAGGGCCUGGGCGAGCUGCUGGGGUCCCGGUCAGGGAGGGCCUGGGCGAGCUGCUGGGAAGCCUGGGAGAGUGGAGCCCGCUCGCCCCCAGGGCAGGGGGCCCCAGUCUAGCCGUGCUUUCCUCACUUGCCCUGGAGGGUGGUCCCGCUGUGACUCAUUUCAUAGGUGAUACCAGGAGGCUGUUGGCUGGAGGAAGCCCGCGGGCGCCGCGCUGGCACCCUUCUCUCCGCCCAACUCCCCCAUCUCGCCCGGGCCCCGAAGGCCACCCCCCCCUGCGGCAAGAGCAGCCACCCCAGCCCCCGCCGGCGUCGGGGGUGCCUCCCUACCCUCUGCCCUACAGCCCGUCUCCCGGCUUGCCCAUGGGCCCCACCGCCCAGGGCGCACUGCCACCGGCGCCCUUCCCCGUGAUGUCCCAGCCCUCCUUCUCCUACAGCGGGCCUUUGGGCCCCCCCUUCCCGUCAGCCCAGCCAGGGCCCAGGGCCGCUGGGGGCUACUCUUGGUCCCCACAGCGGAGCACACCGCCCCGGCCUGGCUAUCCCGCACCUGCCUCUGGUGCCUCUGGCCCCGGGUACCCCUUGUCGGGGGGCCAGGCUCGCAGUCCUGGUUACCCUCAACAGCCCUCCUACCCCGCGGCGGGAGGAAAACCUCCUUACCCGACACAGCCCCAGUUCCCCAGCUUCCCGGGCCAGCCCCAGCCCACAGGCCCCCCUCAGCCUCCCUACCCCCGCGGGCCGGCCCCUCCCUACGGGUUCCCGCCGCCUCAGGGUCCUGCCUGGCCUGGGUAUUAGGGCCCUGGCCUCAGCCCUCCCCUCCUUCCGCCUGAACCGCACCGUUGGCCCCCCCUCUGCUGAGAUUCAAGGUUAGAUUGGAAGUGGAGUUGGCUCGCCCCGUGGACUUGGGGGCCUGCAGGCCCCGGAAAGGCACGGCGGUCACAGCGCUGCCGGGCUUAGCCUGUCUGUGCUGCCGGGCGGGAGUCCACGCCUCUCCGUGGCGUCUGCAGGAGCCGCUGUGUGCCCGCGACGGUCUGCUGUGUCCGCCUCCCACUCUGAACAGUACGACGGCUCUGGGGGCGGCUGGUCUCGGCCCCUGCUCACCCCGCCCCGGGUUGGCAUGGUCCACGUGGUGCCCGCACCCAGGGGUGUAGCUGUGUGUCUCUCUGGUCCAUUCGAGGAUGGCCCGCCCCACACACAUGGUCAGGGUUGGGUCGCGGGGAGAACAGUUAGGAAACACCCUUCAUGAUUUUAAGUCAAAAAGCCAUAACUGAGCUCUGA
Messenger RNA from Myotis lucifugus (little brown bat), 2075 nucleotides. Its product is annotated as vacuolar protein sorting-associated protein 37C. Gene Ontology annotation, biological process: protein targeting to vacuole; protein targeting to membrane; ubiquitin-dependent protein catabolic process via the multivesicular body sorting pathway. Gene Ontology annotation, cellular component: ESCRT I complex. NCBI's taxonomy places the organism in Eukaryota, Metazoa, Chordata, Mammalia, Chiroptera, Vespertilionidae. The record is from RefSeq and is a predicted model, not a curated record.